CAUCUCACGGAGUCCGGUUCCGCGCACAUGGUCUCAGUGUCAUCCAAACCUAAUACUGUCCGCACGGCCACCGCUGCCGGCACCGUCUACUUCUCUAACCCAACUCCUCUAUCUCUAAUCCGCAGCAACAGCCUCAAGAAAGGAGAUGUUCUCUCCGUUGCACGUAUUGCUGGCAUUAUGGCCGCGAAGCAGUGUCCCACACUCAUCCCCUUGUGUCAUCCUAUCCUACUUUCUCAUGUGGGCGUCAUCCUGCGCCUCACUGAUGCUCAACCGGAAUCCGCUACAUGCGAAGGGAAGCAUGGGGCCGUUGAUAUUCAGGCCAAAGUACAAUGUCUUGGGCCAACGGGCGUGGAAAUGGAGGCGCUCACGGCGGUUAUGGGUGCGGCGCUUACGGUCGUGGAUAUGUGUAAGGCUGUGGAUAAGGGGAUGAGGGUGCAUAAUGUGCGGGUUGUGAGUAAGGAAGGGGGCAGGAGUGGGGUAUGGAAGGAG
Westerdykella ornata is the source of this 489-nucleotide messenger RNA. Its product is annotated as molybdenum cofactor biosynthesis protein C. The record is from RefSeq and is a predicted model, not a curated record. Gene Ontology annotation, biological process: Mo-molybdopterin cofactor biosynthetic process. The annotation marks the transcript as partial. NCBI's taxonomy places the organism in Eukaryota, Fungi, Ascomycota, Dothideomycetes, Pleosporales, Sporormiaceae. The transcript has a single exon.